Messenger RNA from Metopolophium dirhodum (rose-grain aphid), 453 nucleotides. RefSeq names its product ADP-ribose glycohydrolase OARD1-like. The transcript has a single exon. The record is from RefSeq and is a predicted model, not a curated record. NCBI's taxonomy places the organism in Eukaryota, Metazoa, Arthropoda, Insecta, Hemiptera, Aphididae. Gene Ontology annotation, biological process: peptidyl-glutamate ADP-deribosylation. The coding region runs from base 1 to 453 and encodes 150 amino acids.
AUGUCUAGAGGCAUAGCCCUCCAACUUAGACGAAGAUUUGGACAAAUACAACAACUACGCCAACAAGAAAAAUCACUUGAGGAUGUUAUAUUUUUAUGUGUAGAGGAACGAAUUUUCUACUUAAUAACGAAGUUACAUAGUUGGCAGAAACCAACCUAUCAGUCAAUAUUUAAUUGUUUACAAAGACUUAAGUUACUUUGUGAAAAAAAGCAAAUCACUAAACUCGCUUGUCCUAGAAUAGGAUGCGGACUGGAUGGACUCAAAUGGGAGGAAAUCCGCAAAAUGCUUCGUUACAUUUUUAAAAAUACUACAAUCUAUGUAAGCGUCUAUACUAAGGAGGAAUUAUCAGAAGAUGAGAAACUCCGAUUAAUAUCCAAACUCCAUGAUACACCACUAGGAGUUCAUCAAGGAGUAACUAGGACUUUUAACAGAAUAUAUGCCCAGUGUCACUGA